Molecule: messenger RNA, 8078 nt
Organism: Carcharodon carcharias (great white shark)
Lineage: Eukaryota; Metazoa; Chordata; Chondrichthyes; Lamniformes; Lamnidae
Gene: b4galt4
Product: UDP-Gal:betaGlcNAc beta 1,4- galactosyltransferase, polypeptide 4
Exons: 7
Coding region: 532-1596 (354 amino acids)
Biological process (GO): carbohydrate metabolic process
Molecular function (GO): glycosyltransferase activity
Source: RefSeq, a predicted model, not a curated record
CUGUUAUAUUUGUGGUGUGCGAGUGCCAAGGUUUUAUGUUUGCGUUCUGUGGCACUGGGAUUAACUCAGUCCACACUCUAAUCCCCAAUCGAGCGAGGAAGCCAGAUAGCGCAGCACCGCAUACAUAGCGUAAACCAAUUUUAACUUAAUCCCUCACCCAUCUCCCAUUCAAAUAAACUGGAAGGCGGAGGCCUUGCGUUAGUCUGGGCGAGCCAUGUAGCCGAACAGCUCGUCUCUCGGCAGCUUCCGUCUUAAGUCUGGUUGCAGGAAACACGGGCAGUUUGCACUGGGACUGGCACUCUGGGCAGAGCGGGGCUCGGGGUUUUCUCGGUACCGCUUUGUUCAUCUUCCCGACUGGAGCUUGGAGUCUCAGCGAGAGAGAACGGCAACCACAUCAGGUUGAGAUGCCUAGCAGUGCAAAGUAUGCUGUGUGCAAGAAAACAUAAGUGGAGCUGUUCACUAUAGAGAAUCCAUGGUCUCCCACUACCAAAAUUCAUUGCAUUACCUUUAUUGAACUUUGGUAUUUAUACUAUGGCUUGCAAAUUGGGAACUUACAGUCUUCCUCAAAGAUUGAAACUUCUGUUAAUUAUUAUUAGUCUUGGCUCUAUUCUUACUUGGAUAGUAGCCCAUAAUAUGCAGGAGUUACUAUGGGAAGUUAAUCCACAACCCCUGGCAGAUAAGUUGCAAAGAUGGAUUGGAGAUCCGAUGGUGUCAAGAGGCCCACACUGUCCACAGCUGGUGUCCCCAUCUCCAACAAGUCAUCCAUUGUGUCCUUUUCUAUCACCAUACCUACGUGGUGCAACAGGGUUAAAAUUUAAUGCCCAACUAACCUUGGAACAGGUCCAGACAAACAACCCAAAUGUACGAGAAGGGCGUUAUAGACCUCAAGAUUGUCACGCUGUUCAACGCGUUGCUAUACUGAUUCCAUAUAGGAACCGGGAAAGACACCUCCUAUACCUACUUGAGCAUUUGCAUCCAUUUCUACAGCGGCAACUUCUGGAUUAUGGGAUUUAUAUCAUUAAUCAGGCUGGUAAAGGCGUGUUUAAUCGAGCCAAACUGUUGAACGUGGGCUUCCUGGAAGCACUGAAGGAACACCAGUGGGACUGUUUCAUUUUCCACGAUGUUGAUCUUGUACCAGAGAAUGAUUUCAAUCUGUACCUCUGUGAUCAUGAACCAAAACACCUUGUUGUAGGCCGAAAUGCUACUGGAUACAGGUUGCGCUACAAAGGGUACUUUGGUGGAGCAACAGCAAUGACCAAGGAGCAGUUCACCAGAGUCAAUGGAUUUUCGAAUAACUAUUGGGGUUGGGGUGGGGAGGACGACGAUCUUCGCAUAAGAGUUCAGCUACAAAAAAUGAAAAUUGUCCGUCCUCCUCUUGAAGUUGCCAGGUACACAAUGACUUUCCACACGAGGGAUCAUGGAAAUGAAGUCAACCCUGAGAGGAUGGCGCUAUUAAAGAAAGUUCCACGUGUCUGGAGCAAAGAUGGUUUGAACUCCUGUGCCUACAAGGUGUUAACAAUAGAACAUAAACCUUUGUACAUUAAUAUCACAGCGGACAUCGGUGAUCCUCAUCACAAUCCUGAAGUUGCUGUCUGAAUGCAGCAUUCCUACUUUCACUAAUGAUUAGCGAUGAUUGGCUGCUUUUCAACUGUCGUACAGAUCCUUUUGAGAUAAGUGAAUAAAUCUUCAGGUUGCACAACCUUAUGACCUUUUGUAUGUUGCCUGGAAAUCAGCAGGAAUGAGUCAUGAGCAAUGGAACUUGAACCAUUUUCCUGUUGGUUGGUAUGAGAUUUAGAUGAAUAGGGCAUAUUGAAGUAGCUGAAACACAAUAUACUUUUUUUAAAAUUUAAUUUGUGUGUUGAGAAUUUCUGGUUUAAAAUCCUGCAACUCCCUAGCCAAGAGCGCGACUGGAGUACCUUUACUCUAUAGACUACAACAGUUCAAGAUAGCUCAACAAUGGUUUCUCAAGGGCAUCUGACAAUGGGAAAUAAUUGCUGGCCUUGCUAGUGCUGCCCAUUCCCCAAGAAGAAUAAUAAGGUUUUCAACUGAAGUUUUGGACUUGAUGAGGGCGUAACAUUUUCCUUUUGAAGACAGCAUCAGUGCUUUGCUGCACCGUCAGAAAGGAAGAUUUGUCUUUAUAUAGUGCUUUUCACAACCACUGGAUGACUCAAAGCACUUUACAGCCAAUGAAGUACUUUUUGAAGUGCAGUCACUGUUGUAAUGCAGGAAACACAGCAGCUAAAUUGUGCACAGCAAGCCCCCACAAAAAGCAAUGUGAUUAUGACCUGGUAGUCAGUUUUUAUUUGUGUGUGAUGCUGAUUGAGAGAUAAUUAUUGGCUAGGACACUAAGGAUAGCUCCCCUGCUUUUCUCUGAAAUAGUGCCAUGGGAGCUUUUACCUCCUCCCAAGCUGGCAGAUGUGGGCUCAAUUUAAUGUCUCACUCAAAAGAUGGUACUUCUGACGAUGUAGAGCCCCAUCUACUGCACUGGAGUGUCAUCUUUGGGGGUUUUUUUUGUGUGAGACUUGAAACCAGAACCUUGUGACUUGGAGGCAAAAGUGCUAGCCACUGCUGACACAGUCCAUCAGUAAACUCAAACAUGAUCAUCCAACUACGAAUAAUUGAGGGCACCUACACUAGGCCAGUUGUGAUGUUUUUUUUCUCCCUGGUCUCCAAGUUCUGACUUUACAGGAGUGCUGUGAGCUCUUCUCAUUUUGUAAUUCACCAGACAAUAUUUUGUUGUGCUGGCUUUGUAUUCCAGAAGAGUUUUUUUUAAUAAACCUUUUUUAGGAUUACAAAAAGCACACAAACCCACUGGGAUUAAAAGGGGACCAAAGCUUUGAAUGCAAGUAAUUACUUUCAAACUCAUUUUUGUACCUCCUUUCAUAACUGGUAUAAAUGAUUUACUGUUAUCCUACUCUUCUGGUCAGAUCACUCCCUUUGCUUUCUUAACUGGCUAUCGUGGAUUGUUACCAAUUCUUGCUUGCUGGGAAUAAUGGAUGUAAUCAUGUGAGCUCCCUUUUUUCCUGUAUAAAGUCCUCUCUUAUCAACAUUAAAUUACUAAAGAAGUGUAAGUAGGAUUUCAGAGCCUCCAGUUGAAUGUAAUUUUUAAAUUACUGGAUGUCAAAGAAGUCUCUAUUGUGGAAACAGCAUCACGUCUUCACCUGCCUAGCCGGUCUGGCUGCUGUAGAUUCUCUGCCACUGAAACAUAAUACUGCUUCCACAAUAUAUCCAUGCCGUGUUUGUGCCUGGUCAUAAUUUAUUUUUAUGAUGGAUAGCUUGAACUGCACUCGUAGCUGGUUGACAGAAGAGUGUAGCCAUGGCAUUUGAGUAUCACAGUGGACUCAGAUGAUCCUCCUCAUCAUCCACAAGUUUACUAUCCAAAGACAGUGUGCCUCAACAAUCAAUAACAGCUUACUGGAAUUUAAUUAAAUGAGUUAUAAAGUGAGCUUGUAGAGCUGUCCUUGUAUUUCAGUGAUGAAAGAUCCUACGCCGGUACUACUUUUGUUGUCCAUUGAAAUUGUGAUACUCCUACGUGAUGCGCAGUAAUACAAAGCCCACCAGUAACACAAAUUGUACCCUUCUAGAGGCUGUUUUCUCUGGUUUAUAUUUUGCCGAUACAAUAUUGAAAGUAAAUGCAGUCACCGAUAAUUUCCUUCUGAUUGGCUGCCAUAUGCUCAGCUGAAACCAUGCUUAUACACUAAUUUUCAGAAUUCCAUUGAUCUUCCUCCAAAUUUAUAGCUAUUUGAGAAUUUCUGCAAAUUUUGUCAAUGUCUAUUUACACACAGCUAAAUUAGAGGUAGGAGAGCUGGAAAAGUUUCUUCACUUGCUUCACAAAGACUGACAAAUGUAUUAAUUUGCUAUGUUAUCCUGGCAUAUAUGAGGCUGUUGUAUUCAAGUGAAAAGCCUUUCCUGUAACUCCAGCCCUGUUGCUCAUCAAACAUUGAAUCCAUCCUUAAUAUCUGUUUUACCAAUUAAAAUCUUGAACUGUACCAGUUUCUGUACAGUGUCUGAGCUGACCAUUGCAGGUGCGUUAGGGAACUUGGGAAACCAGGAACUUGAAAGAAGUGAAAUGAUUUGGUCUUUGACCUUUGGAAUCUGGGUUUGAAUUCAGUCUAGGCUAUCGGAUUAACAUCUCCUGUAUCUCUAUAACCCUACAGCACACAAGUGGCACUAAUUGGCGUUCUGACUCAACCCACAUUAGCUGUUGUGGUUGAUGGGGAUAGGGAAUGAAGGACUCACCGAUCGAUGUUGGGCCUAAGAUGAGUUGUCGGGCUGGAGUAUGUCAGGGUCACCAGAUUUUUAAAAGUCAAAACUAGGACACCAUUGACCAGCUCUUGUUAAUAUUGAGUUUCACAUUUAAAGGGAAAUGAGAAUCUGUGUGAUUGUGCCCUACCCCAGUAUCAGCUGUUUCCCCUUGGCCCCCUGACUGAGCAUUUUUACCUGGAGCUGCAGUACCUGCCAAAGUCCUCUGCUGCCAGUGACCUCAUUGUUUCUAUGAGACACUGCCAACACCAUAUGCAGGAGAGGGCCCGGACAGAUCUUGCAUGAGCUCCUGGAUUGCAAGCCCAGCUGUCGGUGCCUCCCUGGGGUCAGCAGUCAAUCAUCCCAGGGUGUUUCUUCCCCCCCAGCCCCUGUUUGUCAUCUUAGUUUACGUUUCAGUUGUAUUAGUAUUUUGUUGAUGCCUUGUUCCCAUUGGCAUAGCCUAACGGUUGUCCAAAAACAGAAAAUCUGAAAACGUUUGAACGAUUUUGAGGGAAGGACACUGGGACUAUCCCAGCCUUAGUGAGUUUUUAGUCGGUUUAUAACUCUUGUUCCUGAUUUGGAUGUUCUUGAUGUUAGCCCUGGAUGCCCGAAAUUAGAUUUCGUUCAUUCUACAGAUCCUUUGUAUUGAUCACAAGGGGGAGCUGAUCAACUUUCACCCUUAAUCCUACAGUGCUCACCUUGGGACACGAUCAGAAAUUCCAUGCUUCCUGAAGUGGGGUGGGGUUCUUUCAGGAAGUAUCAGUUUAUCAUUGGGCUGUCUUUCACCUACGUCUCUAAGUGUGACUGCAUACAGGGAACAUGAGAUUGCUAAAUUUGCCUUCUGAUUUCAUCAUAGAAGUUGACAGCUAUUGCGAUCUUUGAACAUAAUGCAGAUAGCGCAGUAAAACAGCUGUACAAUUUAGGGAACAGAUUAGGAGGCAGGGUAAUGGAAUCUGGCCAAUACUGCUUAACGUUGAACUGAUAUAUACCCAGUACCUGUAAUAAACUGCGCAAAUACAAAGUAAAGAAAGUGAACUAUGCAAGAAGAAAAGAUAUUCCAUUUUAUAGCUAUUACUACAUUUUUUAAUGCUGUGAUGACUGUAAAAUGAAGUUACAUCAGUUUCUCAGUGUUGCACUGUGAUUCCAGAAAUAUAUGGAUAAAUUCUAAAACGUGGGAGUACAAUGAAAUAAAUUGCAGAUUAGUGUACAAUGGCUAAUAUACAUGAUUCAGGUGCUGAGAUGUAGGUAAAUGAAAACUGCAUUGCUGUGUAAAUAAUUUCGAGUAGUUGUGUUGGUUGAAACCUGUUUUGCACUAAAAGAAAGGUAGAAAAUAUACGAAAUAGCUAUUCCCCAAGGACUUCCCUGAGAGCUGAUACCAGCAAGGCAACGGAAGUCAAUAUUUAGAGUGGCAAGCUGCCUGUGGAGGCACAGCAAGCAUCAGUUCAUCCCAAUUAUUCAGAUGAAGCCUGAGAUCUGAUUUUUAUCAAUCCUCGAACCUCUUGGUUCAUUGCAAGUCACCUUUGCAGCACAAAUUACUUUUUACUUAUUUCUAUAACGCGACUACCAUGUUACUGUGGGUGGAGGAAGAGAAAGUACAACACUUGAGCUGGAAGUAGUUGAAUGUGCACUAUUAAUAUUUAUUAUACCUCAAGACUCUACACAAUUUUUCAUUAGCCUAUUCUAGUCUUAAACAUUUUAGAAAACUAAUGUAGAAAUGUUCUUGUAAAUCCAUUUUUCAUGGAAUUAGUUUUGCUGUUGGCUAUAUCUAGCCAUUGUAGGACAGUAAUUUAAUAUAAGGAUACGUAUCAUUGUUACCAAGCUCUGCCUUUAGUGGAGAUUGAGAGCUGCACACAGAGGGGAAGGAGCCCUGAAUUUUAGUAAAAUGUUGGACUAAUGCCAGUGUUAUUAGUGCAGAUGUGUGUGGGUGGGUACCAAUAAGAACAAUGAUGUUAAUGUUCUGUAUGGUGAAAGCUGGCUUUUAGCACGUUGCUCAAUGUCGUGCUGUAAAUAUUUCCAUUAAACACGGAGGCCUUUAAAAGUGAAACCCAUUGACGCGCCUUGCUCAUCUGUGUAAUACUGAACUUUCACCUUUUGUAUUUUCAGCUAAAUACUGUGAAUUCAUUACCUCAUUGUUAAUAGUGCAGCAAAGAAAGCGACUUCAGUUUACCAGCUGUCUGUUUUUCACUCCGCUCAAUUUUCAUAACCAAAUGAGGCAUGGUGCAAAAUGGAAAGCUGAUUCACUGCUGCCUGUUUCCCCUCUGGCAGGAACAGUUAAAAUUGAUCCCAAAGGGAAACAGUGUGGAACCUGACUGAUCUAAUUUAUUUUCAUUAAAAUGUGAUAUUCCCUUCAGAUAAUUACAUUAUAUCCAAACUGAACUCCAAUUUAAUCCAACAUGUACUUGCACCUAGACUCUUAAUCCUUGUCAUGCCAAAUCAUACCUGAGAAAUGCCAUCCAAAAUUUUCACCCUAAGUAAAUGAACUGCUGUCGUAUGCUGUUUUGCGCAGCAUGUAAUGAGGAAAUGGACCAUUUCAAAAAGCAUGGGUAAGCCAAAAGUUGCUUUGUGCAGAGUGAUUUAUUACUUUGGCUCAACAGUUUUUCUCUCACUCUCGAGGUUUUUAACGAAACUUCUUUUCUCGAGCUGCCAAGAUUUCCUCCUUGUCUCGCUCUUGGCCAUGGUGAGCUCAGCAGAACUACAAUUGAAAUCCCAAUUACUCACCUAUUUUAUAGGAGCUAGAAAUUUCCCACCAGCUUUGGAAUCAUGGUUGCUGAAAUCCUGGUGAUAAGAGUUUAACAGCAGGAAUGGGAAUGUGGCCCAAAUUUCUGUAGCUCACGGAGUGCUGCUUAAAAAAUUCUGAAUAAUUAUUUUAAGAUAUUCCCCAGCGAUGGUGUGCUGUUUGACUGUGAACUGCCACUUGCUGGGAAUCAUCUCGCUUUCAUUAUUUCCUAGACUGGUUUUAAAAUGUCGUCUAUGUGCAAAUGAGUUGUGUGGAUUAUCAACGUAGACACUUGCCCUUGAAAAGUAAUUUUAAAGUUAUUGACAACACCAGGGGCACAUUUUAUCCAUCCCUUUAAAUCUCAGCGCUAGGCUUUUAAUAGAUUUGCAACCAUUGAAAUUUACUUUGUUAAUGCAAACUUGUUUUCAUUACACUGCAAGCAUCACCAAACGAACUGAUUUUAUUGAUUGUUGUUUGGCAGUAAACCUUCUAUAAUGUAUUUUAUAUGUGUUCAAUCUUAUAUUUUAAAUUUGGAGAUCAGGUGGGAGUAGGUGAAUCUGGUAGAGUGUUCCAAAAUGAUUAAUUUUAUCUAGACUACUAGAGAUGCUAGAAAAAAAUUAUUGCUUUUUUAAACUGUGAUUGGGUGAUUUAGUCAGCGACAGGGCUGCUGUGGUUAAGAGUUUUUAAGUAGACCAAAAAAAAUUGCAAAAAUGACUGGGGUAUGAAAGUUAGUUCAAUACUGUGCAAGAUAUCUUUCUGCGAAAAGAUCUGAAGUGAAAAACAGAUGGCUGCAAUGUUGCCUAGUUGGUUUUAUUAAAGUCUUCCUUCCACUUGUCUUUCUUUGUAUGUUCCUCUAAGAUGAAGAAAUUAUCCUUUACCUCCGAUUCCUGUCCUGUGCUGUAUAUGGGACCAUUUUCUUAGUGUCUGCAAUUACAUGUUUUUUUUAAAAUUUCUACUUUUUAUAUGUAAAAUAAAGUUCUUCCAUGCAUGACUUUUGUGCCUAUCUAUCCCUUAAUGAUACUCUUAAAGCGGUGUACUGUGUUUCUACAAAAUUGCUUACGUAUUUAUUUUUUAAAAAAGCAUUGUCUGUUCAUGCGAAUAAAAUUUAAGUAUUAAAACA